CUAUUAGAAAGCAAGAUACAGGAAGCAAAAUCAAAGAAAGAUACCCUAAAAGCUCGUGCUCAGUCUGCAAAGACUGCAACCAAAGUUAACGAGAUGUUGGGGAAAGUAGAUACAAGCAGUGCUCUUUCAGCUUUUGAAAAGAUGGAGGAAAAAG
Messenger RNA from Ilex paraguariensis (yerba mate), 154 nucleotides. NCBI's taxonomy places the organism in Eukaryota, Viridiplantae, Streptophyta, Magnoliopsida, Aquifoliales, Aquifoliaceae. The record is from the annotation of a GenBank genome assembly.